GCUCUAUGCCAUAUUUAUUGGCCAUUGCCACCUUCGCCGCUGUCGAGGCGGACAGUGCGUCAAAACAGCUAUGGAGUCGGCGCCUCGUUUGCCGAUGCUUUCCUGUGAACUGAAAAGUAGUCCAUCAAACGCCGAAUUCGGUCCAGCUCUAAAGAAGUACAUCGCAGAGCAUUACCUUGAAGACCCCGAUUCCUACAGCAAUGAGAUUAGAGAACUGGAAGCCUUGCGCAUGGGUGCCAUCAAGGUUUCCAGAGAUUUCACAGGCUGCAGUGUACUUAAACGGUACUACUCGCAGCUGCUCUGUCUCCAAAGCCGAUUUCCCAUGACUGAUGAAGGAGCUGCCUGCGUUCCAUUCAUGUGGACUGACAUCUACUCGGGAAUGGUGUUCAAUAUCAUGGACAUCAAAUAUGAACAAGCCAGCAUCCUUUAUAACAUUGGUGCUUUACAUUCCAAGCUGGGGGCCCUUGAGAAUCGGAGCAGCUCAGAGGGCAUGAAGAUCGCCUGCACUCACUUUCAGUGUGCUGCUUGGGCUUUGAGCCAAGUGAAAGACCUUUUCCCCCAGCCCAAGGGCAGCGACAUGUCCCAUGACCUCUUGCUGUUCUUUGUUAACAUUUUCUUGGGCCAGGCUCAGGAAUGCAUUCUGGAGAAGUCAAUGCUGGACCGUCGCAAGUCUUCCAUCACUGCCAAAGUGGCCGCUCAAGUGGUUGAAUACUUCCGUGCGGCUGUGUCACUUCUUCUUGCUGGCUCGGCAAGUUCUGACUCUGGCUCCAUACAAGAGAUUGUUGGCACAAAAUUGAUGAAGCUUUGGAAGAAGAUCUUGGACUUCAAGAUGGCGUACUACUCGAGUGUCUCAUGCCUGCACAUGGGCAACCAAGCUGAAGAGGCUCAGAAAAUGGGUGAGCGCCAGGCCUGGUACCAGCUUGCUGUACAACAUCUCAACGAGGCAACUUCGAUUGCAAAGGGCCUGGAAGAGGAAAAUCUUGGAGAAACACUUUCAUUUGCAAUGGAUGUAAUCGGUGGAAAGUUCAAAGCUGCUAAGAAGGAGAAUGAGUUUGUCUACCAUGAAAGAGUACCACCUGUGGAGUCUUUGCCAGAAGUUAAAGGAGCCAACCUUGUCAAAGGCAUUUCAUUCAGCCCUACGGAUCCUGAAAUCAGCGGUCCUGACAUUUUUGCGCGGCUGGUUCCAAUGGAAGCCCAUGAAGCAUCUUCUAUUUACAGUGAGGAGAAAGCACGGCUUCUGCGCUCGGUAACCAGUCAUGUAGAGAGGAAGAAUGAAGAGCUUCAGGCCUUCCUGUCAUCUCUGAACCUGGACAAAAGCAUGCUGGUAAUGGAUCCUCAAGCAGUGCCACAGGAGGUUGUCCAGUGCUGUGCCAGGCUGAGUGUGUGCCCUACAGCCGUCAGUGACUUGGUGCUUACUAUCCAAGGCCUGAAGGAGCUCUAUCACAAUGUAGACAAGGACCUUGCACAAGUGGAGCAACUGUUGAAGGAGGAGCGGGAGAAGGAAGCAGCCCAUAGCACAGCAUUUGGCAAGCGGGCACCCUCAAACCUGGUGACCGAGCUAACAGCCGAGUUUGCCAAGUACCUGGAAGUGCACCAGCGCACUGCGGAUUCUAACAGCGCCCUGCAGAAGAGUUUGGCUGCCCACUCGGCAAACCUCAAACUGCUGGCUAGCCCUCUAGAAGAAGUGGACAAAGCACUGCCCUCAGUGUCACUGCUUGACGUGCCCAACAAUGAAGCUGUGGUGAAGGAGCUCUCUCACCUGCUAGACAAAGUUGAAGAGAUGAAGAAGCAGAGGCAGAUGCUACAUUCACACUUGAGGGAUGCACUUCAAAAGGACGAUAUCACUAGGCAAAUUGUUACCAGGAACAAAGGUGAAGAUCUUCAGACAUUUUUCGCAGCCGAACUAAAAAAGCAUGACCAGGAGGUGUCACUUUUGGAGCAGAAUUUGACAGCGCAAGACAACAUCCUGAAAGCAUUGACGCAGGCCAAUGCCCGAUUUGCGGAGACACGGAAGGCUGCCUCUGAUAUCCUAAAAAGGCGGGAAGCCAUGGUGGCAUCAUUGAUUGCAUCAUUUGAAGCUUAUGAAGAUUUAGUGGCUAAAACGCAAAAGGGUGUUGAAUUCUAUAAAAAGAUGCAGACAAAUGUGGGCAAGCUCCUGACCAGACUUCGCAGUGUUAUCAAAGUGCAGGAUGAAGAGCGUGCACUCCAGCUGGAAGCACAAGCACGUAAAGCUGGGAAACUAGGGGGCCUUCCCAGUUCAUCCUCAGGAAGCAUGAAGCUGAAGGACUUCUUGCCAUACAUGACAGGCCAAGGCAUGCCACUGCCAGCAGAAACAACUGGUACUUCUGCCUACUACUCCACAACCAGCUAUGCAGGUUAUCAAACACCACAAGUCAUACCUCAAGUGAGUAGUGAGAAAGGCACUGCUGAGACCUCGGAUAAAGCAGCAGAUGUUAUGGGCAUGGGUGUGCGUCCCACACCGCUUGGAUCUGAGCAGCCUUCUCCUCAGCUUUCUGUCCAAAGUGAUGGCUACAUGCCUGGUUCCUACACAACAGCGCCCUUCUCUGAAAGCUACUCAAGUUCUGAUAAAUACGGCAAGCCAGUGUCUCAGAUGCCUCCAAACAGCUCCUUGCAGCCUGGCAUUUCAAACAACCCAUCAAUGGCCUACCAUGCAGGUUAUACUGAGGCAACAUCAAGUGUAGCAUCUGUUGUGAAUGCUGCCAUGCCUGGCAGGCACUGUGCUGUUGUACCAAGUGAGAGGACACCGAUGGGACCCAUGUCAGAGUACCAUGGCUUCACAGAGUACACACCUUCAGGCAUGUACAAUCUGCCAACCAGCCCUGCAUCUACUCUGACCUACACUUUUCGCAAUAACAACCACCCAUCCCAAGGCCCUGAAACCUACCAACCACCUGAGAGCUCCACUUUCCUGGCCUCCACUAACAACACGUAUGCCUAUGGCCAGAGCGUGAUGAGCCCCCAGCAAGGUGCUCAAUCGGGUAUGUCCUACCAGUCUUAUCCCAAUGCAUCUGCAUCGUCAUCUCUUCCUGCCCAGUCAAUGUACUAUGGACUUGGUUAUGGACAGCACCCGUCAACGCUAAGCAUUCAGGCCCCCGUUUCAUAUGCUCAAAGCUACAACCCUCAGCAACAGGGCACGCGUGCAUUGACGCCCGGCCAACAGCCAGCAUCUGGAGAUAAUCAUCGUGCACCAAUGGCAUCUAUGUGUGGGGUCUACCCUGGCAGCUAUUAUGCUUGCAGUGCUGAUCAGCCUGAUGCACAGCAGCAGCUGGCCUUUCAAGCUGCAGUGCCACAGUCGUCAAACUUGCCUCCGGCGCAGGCCUAUGCCAACAGCUCGUGGGGCUACCAGUCCACUCAGAUGAUGCAGUACCCUUCUGCAAUGGGUUCAGCUUCUGGAACGGCCACAGUAGAGGCAACAGGUGUGGUACCUUUGCAGCCAGUGGCAGCUACACCAGCCACAGGCACUGCAGGUGAGGUCCAUGCACCACAACCCCUGCAGCCUGGGACCUAUGUGAUGGACUCCACUGUGCCUCUUGUGCCUGAGGCAGCCAAGAAAGACCUGCUUUCUGCAACACUUGACUCCACACAGGAUGUAAAAGCCCAAGCAGCUGUCCUUCAACCACAGGACAAUUCAGAUGUCCACCAACAGGUGCUUUCAAGUGAAAACUGGAAAGACCGGGGCAACAAAGCCGAGGAGAAAUCAGUGGAUGCACGUAUGUUUGGUAAAGAUCCUUUGUCGGACCCUGCUGCUUUGGAAAAGUUUAUUACAGAGGUAGAACGUUUUGAAAAGUACGUAGAAGGCCUCACAAAAAAGUCUCUUAAUGGUCCCACUCUCCUGGAACAGAAGUGGAAGGAAUACUUGGAUGCUCAAGACAGGGAGUCUCGGAAACUGUCAAUUUCAGUGGCACGAUGCUACCCAAUGAAGAACCGCAUUCCAGAUGUAAUGCCAUAUGACCACAACAGAGUUGCCAUGACAUCACAGAGGGAUGACUACAUCAAUGCUUCUUUUGUCAAAGACCUGACACCAUUUUGCCCAAGCUACAUUUUGACUCAAGCCCCUCUGCCAGCAACAUUCUCCGACUUUUGGGCAAUGGUAUGGGAGCAACAAGCAGAAACAGUAGUGUGCCUUCAAAAUAACCUCGAGCUGAAGAGCCACAUCUACUGGCCUGUGGAGAAAGGUCAACAAAUCAAGCAUGGAACACUUACUCUUUGCCUACAGUCUGUCAAGGAGAAACAGUUUUACAUUGAGCGUAUGAUGAACAUUACCAACAGUGAUAAUCCAAAGGUGUCUCGAGUAGUUAUCCACUUACAGCUUCUAGACUGGCCCCUCAGUGGGAGCCCAGCUAGUCCAGCACAGAUGCUCAACUUCAUUUCUGAAGUGCACAGCUUUCAUAAGACACAAAGGAAUCACUCACGGCCCAUUGUAGUGCAUUGCUUGGGUGGUGUUGGGCGGAGCGGAGUGUUCUGCCUUGUGUCAGCAGCCAUGAAGGAAAUAGCUGCUGGCAAUGGCCUCCUGGACAUUCUCAGCACUGCCAUCAAGUUGGCCCAGAGCCGCAAGCUUUGCAUUCAGGAGAAGGAGCAGUUCAAGUUCUGCCAUGACGUUGUCUUGUAUCAUGCCCAAGACUUGCUGAUAAAAAGAGGUAUCUUAACUAGUACACCAAGCUUUGGGGCAAAGGCACACACAGGCACACCUUCACAUGUACGCCACCCAUCGGAAGACUUCAUGCUGCGCUCGGGUGCAACCAGCCAGAGAGCCAGCAUUGUGCCUGAUACGCCAGCUGCCACAGCGACUACUUCCACUUCAGCUGAUGACACCUCCGAACAAGCCACCUCCACUCAACCAGAGACUGCAGUGCAGCCAGUGACAGUUGAAACCGAAACAGAACUUUCAACAUCUAGAGCUCCAGAAGGCGGAAGGGAAAUCAGCAGUGACCUCUCAUUUAUGCCCGAGAUCAUCGAUGAGCAGGGUUCUACUGCUGCAGCUUCAGCACUGGUCAUUCCAGCUGUUGAGAGCAAGGACAGUGGGUUGACCACAGUGGUUGAUCUCUUGGACCCUGCAACUUUUACCUUAGACCCUGGUCAUGGCACACCAGCCAAACAGAAGAUCACGCGAGAGAGCUUCAUGAACCCCCAGGGUACCCUGGCUCAAAGUAAACCUGACCCAAAGGACCCUCUGAGCCAGCUAGACCCUCUGUGGUCACUCAAGAAGGGGAAAGAGUGAACUUUCCCCAGACAAGGUCUGCUGUGCAGGUCUUGUGUUGCUUGUAGAGGUCCAUACUUUUUGUUGGGUAAUUCACUUAAUUUCAUUUUGUGCAGGCCACAAAGUGUGUGGCUAUUUGGUAUGAACCUUGUGUUUCAGCCUAUCAUCUUUAUUAGCACUUGCGUGAAUGAGCACUUGAGGUGUAUUGAGUGAGGUUAUACAUAUGUUCUUAAAGGAGUUAGUGUGUCUGUCCAUUUUAUGGGCACAGGAAGGUGUGAUGUCUUUUGGACCAAACAGUAACCAAUUUUGUGUCCUUUUAAUUAUAAGCUUGUAUAUUUAAUAAAAAAAAUUUGCGAG
This is a messenger RNA of Dermacentor silvarum, 5575 nucleotides long. RefSeq names its product tyrosine-protein phosphatase non-receptor type 23-like (gene mop). Bases 71 to 5239 code for a protein of 1722 amino acids. Gene Ontology annotation, biological process: protein dephosphorylation; early endosome to late endosome transport; endocytic recycling. Gene Ontology annotation, molecular function: protein tyrosine phosphatase activity; protein binding. The transcript has 26 exons. Gene Ontology annotation, cellular component: endosome. NCBI's taxonomy places the organism in Eukaryota, Metazoa, Arthropoda, Arachnida, Ixodida, Ixodidae. The record is from RefSeq and is a predicted model, not a curated record.